Molecule: messenger RNA, 327 nt
Organism: Soboliphyme baturini
Lineage: Eukaryota; Metazoa; Nematoda; Enoplea; Dioctophymatida; Soboliphymatidae
Source: the annotation of a GenBank genome assembly
AUGUGCGGUGAAACCGGUGUUACUGAGCAACUCGAGAUUAACGAAUUCGCUCAGUCACAAACGACGGAUGCGUCUUCCAUGGACGACAGCAAUACAGAGGAGUUGAGAAAGUCAAGUGAAAUCGAUUGCACGGUGGAACUCGAGGUCGGAGCAUUGAUCGGUGAAGAGAGUCAUGAAGACUGCGAUCAACUAGAUGGUCGCUUCGGUUUUGCUGCUCAGAAUACUUUGCAUUCUGGUCGAAGAAACAUGGCGAACGCGAAUAAUUUCCCUGAAAAGUCAUUUGACUCAGCAGACCGUGGUGUCAGAAAGCGCAAACCACCAAUGUAA